GAGCCGGGAGUAAAUAGACUCCGGAGCCCAAGAUGGCGGAGCCGCCCAGUCCCGGUCGUGGCGUGGCGCCCCCCGAGCCGGAGCUGCUCGGCGCCAGGACGGCCCCGGACGCCAAAGGUUCCCGCGGAUCCCAGCCGGCCGCCAAGAAGGUGAAGGGAGCCGAGGAGCGGAGCCUCAAGGGCGCUAAGCGCGUCAACGGUGAAGGGGGCGGCGGUGGCGGGAGCGCCAAGCAGCCGCUGCCCGCGGUCGUGCCCAGCUACAGCGGCCCCGGGCCGUGGGGCUUCGCCGCGCUGCCCUCGGGCCCCUCGGCGGGCGCGGGGGGCUUCGCCUUCCCUUCCCCGCUGUCCCGGAAGCUGCUGCCGCCCGCGGUGCUGCUGCCGCCGUCCGCCUCCCCCUCCUCGUCCCAGCCGCAGCACCAGCACCGCCACCACCGGCACCGCCUGGCGCUGGCGUCCGAGGCGGGAGGCGGCGGUGGCAGCGCCAAGCCCAAGAGACCCAAGGAAAAGCGGGACAAGGAGAGGAGGAAGCACGGGGCGCUGCCCGUUGUGGCGGCGGGAGAUGGCGGCGGGGCCCUGAGCCGGGAGGAGAACGGGGAGGUGAAGCUGCUGUUCCCGAAAGGUCAAAUCAAAGAUAAAGUCAAAGAAAGGGAGAAGAAGCAAAAAGAAAAGAAGAAGCACAAACUAAUGAAUGAAAUCAAGAAAGAAAAUGGAGAGAUCAAAUUGCUGCAGAAAGGUGGGAAGGAGAAACCAAAAACCAAUGCAGAAGAGCUACAGAUUAAAAAAGUUAAGAAGAAAAAGAAAAAGAAACAUAAAGAGAAUGAGAAGAGGAAGCGUCCAAAAAUGUACAGCAAAUCCAUUCAGACCAUCUGCUCAGGAUUGGUUUCUGAUAUUGAGGAUCAGGAAGCCAAAGGCAUCAUAGAUGAUCAUCUUAAGGAUUUCAUUGGGAAAAAUAUGGAUCCCAAGAAGGACUGUGAGUCCAAGAUACCAGAGAACAGUGAGUUUCCAUUUGUCUCGUUAAAGGAGCCACGGGUUCAAAAUAAACUCAAAAGGUUGGACACAUUGGAGUUCAAACAGCUGAUUCAUAUUGAGCACCAGCCUAACGGAGGUGCAUCAGUUAUCCAUGCCUACAGUAAUGAACUCUCCCACUUGUCUCCUGUGGAGAUGGAGAGAUUUGCAGAAGAGUUUGUGGGUCUGGUUUUUAGUGAAAAUGAAAACUGUGCAGCUUACUAUGUAAUGGGUAUUGUUCAUGGGGCAGCUACUUAUUUACCUGACUUUUUAGACUACUUUUCGUUUAAUUUUCCCAAUUCACCAGUGAAAAUGGAGAUUUUGGGAAAGAAAGAUAUAGAGACAACGACUAUGUCAAAUUUUCAUGCUCAGGUAAAAAGAACAUACUCUCAUGGUACGUAUAGAGCUGGCCCAAUGAGACAGAUCAGCCUGGUUGGAGCAGUUGAUGAGGAAGUGGGGGAUUACUUCCCUGAAUUCCUUGAUAUGUUGGAAGAAUCACCCUUCUUAAAAUGUACACUGCCAUGGGGAACACUUUCUAGUUUAAAAUUAGAGAGUCGUAAAGACAGUGAUGAUGGUCCCAUUAUGUGGGUACGUCCAGGAGAACAGAUGAUCCCUGUGGCUGACAUGCCAAAGUCACCUUUCAAAAGGAAGAGAACUACCAAUGAAAUAAAAAACUUGCAGUACCUACCUCGAACCAGUGAACCCCGUGAAAUGCUAUUUGAAGACCGGACCCGAGCCCAUGCGGAUCACAUAGGACAAGGUUUUGAACGACAGACCACAGCUGCUGUGGGGGUGUUGAAGGCUGUGCACUGUGGAGAGUGGUCUGAGCAGCCUCGUAUAACCAAAGAUGUAAUUUGUUUUCAUGCUGAGGACUUCUUGGAGGUAGUUCAGCGAAUGCAGCUAGAUUUGCAUGAACCUCCACUCUCACAGUGUGUCCAGUGGGUUGAUGAUGCAAAACUUAAUCAGCUGCGAAGGGAAGGCAUUCGAUAUGCCAGAAUCCAGUUAUUCGAUAAUGACAUUUAUUUCAUCCCGAGGAAUGUUGUGCACCAGUUCAAAACAGUUUCAGCUGUGUGUAGUUUGGCUUGGCACAUCCGGCUCAAGCUCUAUCAUUCAGAGGAAGAACUCUCUCAAAACACAAAUACUGUUGAAGCAGGGACCUCUGCAGACCCCAAGUCUUCGGUUGUUGGACUUCAGACUGACAGAAUUUGUACUGUGAGCAAAGAUACCACCGAAGACACCAAAUUCCCAGAUGCUCUGCAGACCAAGUACCUGCAGCAGGAAUUUUUGCCGAUAAAACAUGAACCUCUUGCAUCUCUCCGAGUAAAAGAAGAACCCAUGAAUGUUGAUCUUGUUGAAAAGACAGUGACACCUAAUGACGUCGGGGGACAGAAUGUUCAGGCUAGGCUGGGUCACGCUGAGUUGACAUCACUAAAGUUGGAAAUGGAUUCUAAAUUUGAAACCUGCAACAAGGACUUACAAGGCAAGUUGUGCUCUGGAGGUCACGUACAUCCAGAUGAUACAAGACAACCUAGCUCAUCAUAUCCAAAAUUGCAUGGACAAAGAGAGGAUGAUUUUUUGUGCUGAAUUUGUAUAUAAGGUUUUAAAUUCCUUUUUAAAGUUAAUGAUGUAAUAAUGUAAAGAUCAUAAAUUGUGAGGCAAGUUUGUGACUUGCCUUCGCAUCUGUUACAGAAAAUAGUUAUGUAGCUUUGUAACAUUCCUCAGUGCCUGUCCAUAACUGUGAAGUAUCAAAGCACUUAGGGCCAGAUGCACUGUAAACACUGCAGGUUUAACAUAAAGAAGUCUUUAAAUAAUUUUGAGUUGUAGGUUUUAGAGUAGAGCUGACAUUUAACAUAUAUAUUUUUUGUAAGAUGAGCCAGAAUUCUUUUUGACAAUUCCAGGCUUUUCCAUAGAGCUUAUUUAUACCAGUUUUUUCAUUUUAAAUGUGUCAGCACUGUAGUGUAAAUAUCUUUUUUAAGAAUCUUUUUAGUGUGAUUUAUACUGAAAUGUGAGCCGCUUAAUAAAGGUUCAUAAUAACAGAUUGGUU
This is a messenger RNA of Lonchura striata (white-rumped munia), 3048 nucleotides long. RefSeq names its product round spermatid basic protein 1 like (gene RSBN1L). The record is from RefSeq and is a predicted model, not a curated record. Lineage: Eukaryota; Metazoa; Chordata; Aves; Passeriformes; Estrildidae. Gene Ontology annotation, cellular component: nucleus.